AUGUCAACGUCAACUCGAUUCCGGUUCCACACGCUGCUGGUGAUGAUCGUGAUCGGUGCGAUCGUCGGCAGGCAGCACGCCCGUGCCGCCAUCCUAACGCGUGCCAUCGAAGCCCAGAAGUCGCUGGUCGAGCGCGAAGAGCAAGCACUCCAGGAGGCGAAAGAUCAGAUGUACCGGACGGCACAGAACGCCCUGGACGCAUCCCGUGGUGCCGUGUCGAACGUGGCCGAGCAGCUCCGGUACGCCGUGAUGUAUCCGUUGCGCGUUGCCAACGAGGCGCUCGAGAAACCGAAACUCUACGCGAGGUACAUGCUCUCGAAGGCACCGUUCCUAAACUCCGGAGAUGAGACGACGUCCGCUCCGGUGGUGCUGGGCGAUGAGACCGUUCCCCAGGAGUCGGAUGGUGCAAACGAGAUGCUACCGCAGCUGAUGUCCGGUUUGCGGUUGCUCUUCAAUCAGGACACAACCGAACCGACCAGCAACCUUCCCAAACCGAGCCCUCUUAUCGAGAUCAUUGAGAUCAAAGCGAGUCCUGCGGCAGAAAUUACUCCCGACCAGCCGGUCGUUGAGUUCGACAAGGAACAACCGAAGGAAGUGAUUGUAAUUUGA
Anopheles nili is the source of this 609-nucleotide messenger RNA. RefSeq lists its product as uncharacterized. The transcript is spliced from 2 exons. Lineage: Eukaryota; Metazoa; Arthropoda; Insecta; Diptera; Culicidae. The record is from RefSeq and is a predicted model, not a curated record. The coding region runs from base 1 to 609 and encodes 202 amino acids.